Molecule: messenger RNA, 2671 nt
Organism: Ciona intestinalis (vase tunicate)
Lineage: Eukaryota; Metazoa; Chordata; Ascidiacea; Phlebobranchia; Cionidae
Source: RefSeq, a predicted model, not a curated record
AUUGCAGACGGCUAUUCUGGCAAUCUCAUUCUGCUCAGAGCCAUAGAAAUACCGAGACCAACCUAUUGUUCCGUAAAAGACAAAUUGAACGGCAAUUUGGGUCCAAAAUAACACAGUAAGUAUAGGGAAAAUAUAUGUUUUUUUCGUUUAAACCCGUUGCCAAAGUCACCACUUGUGCUUUAUUUUGGACGCACUUAGACGGCAGUUGGACCACUCGGUGUUUAUACGACUCUGCAAUUCUGCUGUGUCACUUAACCGUGACCGAGGCAAUGGAGCAUGGUCGGUUGGCUUUCUUUGUUCAGUAUUCUAUGGUCUCACAUUUAUAGUUCUUAUAUUUGUUGAAUCUACUUGGAAUAUACUUUUUUACGUUCCAUAAUAUAACUGCCACAGUAAAACGCUACAAGACUGAGCUUGAAGGUAGUUGUAAAAUAAGCAAACAGUAUUGGGUUAGCAAACAGUACUUAAGCUUAACGAUUGCUGGAAAAUUUUAGAAGCGAAUCUAUACGACUGAUUAUCCAGGUGUGGAAGUUCAUAACAUCUUAUCAGACUUAGUUAGAACUAAGAAACACUACUAAAUUUCUUUUGCGAGAUUUCUGCAGUUUAUAAAACACGAAGAGCGGUGGGUUAAACAUCACGAUGGCUUUGAAAAUACGGUCUAGUCUACAGAACUGCUGGUCAAAUUAAACAAGUGAUUAUUAUACAAGUCAACCGUCAGAACUGCUGGUCAAAUUAAACAAGUUUCGAGAAGCAAAUGUGCUUUGUGACGUCCAUUUUAGGGUGGAUGGCCAGCAGAUAUCUUGUCACAAAGCUGUGCUUGCUGCAUUUUCCAAGCACUUCGAAAACAAGUUUACGUCCGGGGAGUAUUUGGAUGAGGAAAUUGAACUAACUGGUUUCUCAGCGGCAACGUUUUUGACGAUAAUUCACUUCGUGUACAAUCAAACGAUCACUAUCAGCAACUCUAACGUUCUGCAAAUAUAUGAAGCAUGUGAACUGAUGCAAGUUAAUUGCAUCAGAGUAUUUUGUGAAGACUUUAUUAUCGAAGAGCUGCAGGUCGGAAACUGUUUACGUUUCCGAUUCUUUGCAUUGAGAUAUCAGAACCGGACCUUGGCCGCGAAAUGUGACGACUUCAUUCUCAACAAUUUUCAAUUUGUGACAAAUGAAAACGAAUUUAAAGAACUGAGUGUGGAUGAUGCGCAGGCCUUGCUUAAGAUGAAAAAACAACAGAACCCUGACCUCGCUGAACUAUUUUUCGGGAUCAUUUUAGAUUGGGUAAAAUAUAAUCCGGAAAAACGAGCACAGUUCUUUGAACGAUUGUUGCAAAUGGUUGAUAUGUCGAAUCUGUCAACGAAAUACCUGAAUGAGUUUACAACCAAACGAGCUGAGAAAUGGGCAACCAAGACUGAUGUUUACGUUCAUACCAUUGUCCCGGAAUUGCUGGGCCGUCUUUCCGAUCCAAUAACCAAAGUCUUGAAAACUGAAGAAGACAAUUACAAGUUCCUGGUGAUAGGGGACCAAGAUAAGGCGUCAAAAAAAGUCUCCAUGUACAACGUGAAAAGUAAAUUGUGGGAAAAUACUACGCCAACGACAUAUCCACGAAAUGGAGCCAGUGCGGUUAAGAUUAAAAACCGAGUAUAUACCGCUGGUGGAAGGGAAAUGAAAAGCGUGGAAAGUCUCGAUUUGGAGAAUAUUGGUGCUGGUUGGAAAUUAAUGGCGCCUAUGAGCACAAAACGAUGGCGAUCUGCUUCUGCUGUGCUAAGUGAUAAAAUGUUCGCUGUUGGUGGUUGGGACGAUGGUACUUUGGCAACAGCAGAGGUUUAUGAGCCUGAAUCGGACAAAUGGGAACGAAUUGCUCACAUGAAGGAACAACGUGCUCAUCAUGCCCUUGUGUCUUGGCAAGGUCGCUUGUACGCCUUUGGUGGAAACAGUCACGGUGGACCAAGGUCAUUACUCAAUAGACUGAGCUCGUUGGAAACUUAUGAUCCAAAGACAGGAAAAUGGACAUCACUGAAAAGUAUGAAAGAAAAACGGGAUGGUUUGUGUGGCGUGGCAUUAAACGAUUCCAUCUAUGCCAUUGGUGGUAACGGGCUGUCAUCGGUAGAACGCUACGACUUACGAAUGGACAAGUGGACCGAUUCGUGCAGCUUAAAAAUGAGCAGAAAUGCUGCUUGUGCUUGUGUUGUGGAUGGGAAGAUUUACGUCAUCGGAAGUCGAGGCGACAAAAAGGCAAGCACAUCUGUUGAAUUCUUUGACCUAAAGGGCGACGAAUGGUUGUUUGAAACGGACAUGGAAGCAGCGAGGGUUUAUGCCAGUGCGGUUGCUCUUUAAACCGAAAUAAAGAAAUAUUGCUUGGAUCAGUUUUCGAUCCGGUAGCACGACAUAUAUGCAUAGCCUCUAUAUGUCCUAUCUCCUAUGCUUAAAUUUUUAGUUUGCCCAAUAAAAUGCUAAAUUUUCUUCCAAAGUUUAGAGUUAUACCAGAUGUUUUAUCCAACUCUGCUGGGUGGGUUGCAUGCAAAUAAUUUUGCCGUGUAAAUAUCGAUUGAUAAACAUAUAGAUGGUGGGGCAAGUUUGGACAAUACUUCUAAACUUAUAGUUGCGGUAUAAAUAGUUGUUCAGUCGUUAACAAUUGAAACAAUAUUAACAAGUGAAAACAUAAUAAAUCUUAAAUGUAACU